Messenger RNA from Meriones unguiculatus (Mongolian gerbil), 1887 nucleotides. RefSeq names its product transmembrane protein 235 (gene Tmem235). Bases 137 to 775 code for a protein of 212 amino acids. Gene Ontology annotation, cellular component: apical plasma membrane. The transcript has 4 exons. The record is from RefSeq and is a predicted model, not a curated record. NCBI's taxonomy places the organism in Eukaryota, Metazoa, Chordata, Mammalia, Rodentia, Muridae.
GAACCCUGUCUGCCCCCAGCCCACAGUUCCCCCUGUCUCCAACUCCCUGCCACCCCCUGCAGCCAGUCGCUAGCUCCGCUUUCCACCCGGCCCGGCAUCCCUGCAUCCCGUGCGGGGCUGCCCGGCCCUUGCCCCGAUGGCUCCGCUGGCGGCGUUGCUUCUGAGCGCAGCCCUGGGCGCCCUACUCAGCUUCGCCCUGCUGGCAGCCGCGGUGGCCAGCGACUAUUGGUACAUCCUGGAGGUGGCGGACGCCGGCGGCCCGGGGCGCGCGCAGCACUUCUACUCGCAUUCCGGGCUCUGGCGGACCUGCGAAGGGCAGAACAGCUGCAUGCCCCUGAUUGACCCGUUUGCCAGUGACAGCCUGGAAGCAUCUCCCUCGAUACAGCACCUCCUCUUGCUGCACCGCACGGUCAUGGUGGUCCUGCCUCUGAGCCUCAUCCUCAUCGUGUGUGGCUGGGUCUGCGGCCUGCUCAGCUCGCUGUCCCAGAGCGUCCCCCUGCUGCUCCUCACUGGCUGCCACUUCUUGCUGGGGGGUGCCCUGACCCUGGCAGGGCUGAGCGUCUACGUCAGCUACUCACACCUGGCCUUCGUGGAGACAGCCCGCCUGUAUGGCGCGGGCCACAUGCAGGCUGUGCACAUCAGCUUUGGCUGGUCCCUGGCCCUGGCCUGGGGCUCCUGCGCCUCGGAGGCUCUCAGUGGUGCCCUCCUGCUCACAGCUGCCCGCUUCCUCAGCCUGAGUCAGCGCCCAGGGAUGCCCCACUCUGUGAUCCUCUGAGGCCCAGGGCGGCGGCUGGUGGGGAGAAGGAAGGCUCAGGCACCCCUGGCAUUGGCUGGAAUCCUGGCUGGGAAGGCGCCUUGGGGAUGGUGUGUUGGGGAAGUCUUCAUUUCUACUCCAGCUGGACAUGAGGAAGGCAGCCAGCCAGACAGCCCAUGUGCUCUUGAUGGCACAGUCUGGCGGGGGCACCUCAGGGUUCUGGGUGCCUGGGGGUGCCCUGGGGAUGUAGCCCACUCCAGCCGACAGAGCUGAGGCAGCACUCUUCCGUGCUGGGUACUGGCCGAGUGCUUCCCUCCCUCUGUCCCCCCACAAUCUAGGCAAUGGGUACCACUCACCCAGUGCUGUAGAGUGGGAGACCGAGGCCAAAAACCGAGAACAGGUGGCAGGUCCAGGAUCACUGCACUUUGGCAGGACCCUGGGUUCUGUUUUGUUUCCCCUGCCAAGGGGAGGUUGUUGAGGAGGAGGCUUGAGGCCGGGUGGGAGAGCACAACCUACAUUCACGGUCACUUUCUUGAGUGCUUCCAGGCAAGACGGACCUUCGGUUCUCAGUCCUUGUCCUCCUGCAGGCUGCUGCCCCAGCUGGCCGGGUGCUGCUUCUUUGCAGCAACUAGGGGGGUGUCUGGGACUUGCCACUGUUGGGUUGAGUUGGGGCCAUGCCUGGCCAGCCCCCGGGGUAGCCUGGAUAGAGGCCCGGCUCAUCUGCAGGUAUGGACGCAUCCGCUGACAGGCCCGAGCCUGCAGCCUGGGACAGCACAGGUGAGAACUCCGUGUUUAUGUAACUGGAGAGCAGACGGCUCUAAGCUAGGGGCUGUGCAGCACCCCAAAGCCCCAGACAGCCCUGAUUCCUGAGUUUGGGAUAUGCGCUAGGGAAGGUAGCGCUUCUCAAGGCUUGGUCCCCGCAGUGUCCCCAGGCCGCUUUUGAUUGCUCCUGAGGAUAUGGGAAGCCCCGGGGAUCAGGGGACACUUGGCAAGGUUUAAUGGGACGCGCUGAGGGCAAAGGACUGGAGCUGAUGGAGACCUCCCUUCUAAUUUGUAUCCUAACUUUAGCCAUUCCAUGUAAGAGUUCUGCCAAAUGUCUGAAUAAAUCAUCUGUGAUGUGUGUGUUUUCCUCA